CAAUCAAAAAUUAUUUUGCUUAUAAAUAGAUGGUAUUAGGAGUAAUAAGUAGCUUUGCAACAUUGGCAAAUCUAAUAUGCAAAUUUGAUUCGGCAAUCAAAUGAAAUAUUAUCUCAAAGCACAAAAGAACAAUAAAAGAAAAAUGAAAGAAAAUUAAUGAAAUGAAGAAAUGAAAGACACUAGAAAAACUUGAAAAAUAAUUAAAAAUGCACACCUAAUGAGACUUAGCAGAUCUUCAAAAAAGUUUAUUAGAGAAAAAACAACAGAAAACUAAUUGGGUCAAGCAGAUAAGGCAAAUGUCAAAGAAGCAUAAUGAAAAAUGAGGUUAAAAGAAAUUAGCAAAAAACAUAAUAAAUGCAUAAAUUUGUGAAACAAAGUAGCUAAAAGUGGUGAAAAAUAAAAACAACAAGAAAAUAUACAACUAGAAAUAUGCUGCACAAAACGAAAAAAAAAUUAAAAAUUUUAAAAAUAAGCAAAAAUAUUAAAAACGGCUACACUUGCUCUCCGCAGACUUGUGCGCAUAGCCUUCAGAAUAUUUUAAGCAUUCUUCUUGACCGAUUUAAUGAGUGGCGAAAAAAAAUUAUAAAAUUAAAAUACAAUAAAGUAGCAAUACUUUUGAAGAGCAGUGUAGCAUAGGUUAAUAAAGUGCGUCCCAGCAUAGCAAAACAGUUUAGUCAUUUAUAAUCGCAAGAAUUCAACCGUUCUUUUUUAAUUAUUAUUCCUUUUUUUUGUGUCUGCGAAACCGAAAAAGGUAACUAGGAACUUGAGCGCAGCACUUCUUGUGGCAUAUAAGAAGCGACCGAGGGCAACUUUCUUCUUUAGUUGAUCCAUGAGCCUUGCGCAGCGCGGAAGGUCUUCAGAAAACAGGUCAGACCUUAAACGGCAUACAAUUUUGUGAAACUGCAGUGAGUUCUUUUUGAAGUGACAGUGUGAGUUAAAGUGUUGCGUGUUAGUAGUGAAUUGGUUAGUGAUAGUUGACGGUGCUAAGUGUCAGUGUCAAUCAUGGAAAUGUGGCAGCUAAAGUGCGUUAUGUGGGCCGUAAUGGUGCUCCAAUUAAACGCUGCAAGUGCGGACUCUGGCUACUCCUACCAACCGCCGUACAAUCAAAUUGCCGCUUUACCACAGGAAAAUGGUUACAAUACUGGCUACUAUUAUCCACCUCCUACCGGACAAGCGCCCGCGCAAAAUUUCAGCGGUUACUUUUAUCCACGCCCACCUGCGCGCAUACCCACCUUACCCGCCGAAAGUCAAGCUGACAGCAGUGAGCCCAGUGGCACUCCACCACCCGGUGUAAUGGGUGAUUUUAUCGAUGACAUUAUAAAUGAGCAGAAAGAGCAAAUACUCUCUUCGGUGUUGGGCGGUAGCGAUCUUGAAGAUGGUGAAUUCACAGAUGAUGACUCGAGUAAUUUGCGUUUCAAAAAAUGCGCUGAUUGCUCUUGCGGCGUGCCGAAUGAAAAUCGCAUCGUUGGUGGCACUGUCGUGCAAACCAAUAAAUACCCCUGGACCGCACAAUUACUCAUGAAUGGUUUUCUCUACUGCGGCGGCUCACUGAUAAAUGAUCGCUAUGUCCUCACGGCUGCGCAUUGCGUUAAAGGCCAAAAAGUCAUGACGACUACCGUGAGACUAUUGCAGAUAAAUCGUUCCACGAAGAGCAAAGGCAUAAUGAGAAGCGCCAUCUCUUUUGCUAUACAUAAAAAGUACAAUACAAAUACUUUGGUCAAUGAUAUAGCUUUGAUUGAGCUGAAUAAACCCGUACCGUUGAAGGAUCCCAUUCGACCGGUGUGUUUGCCUAAGACGCGAGCACACAAUUUUGACUUCAAAGAGGCUGUCGUUGCUGGCUGGGGUCUAACCAGUCAGGAUGGUAGUGUCUCGGGUACUUUGCGUGAGGUCGUAGUACCGAUUAUCACGAAUGCUCAAUGCCGUGCUACUUCGUAUAAGUCGAUGAUUAAGGACACGAUGUUAUGUGCCGGUUAUGUCGGCGAAGGUGGCAAGGAUGCUUGUCAAGGUGACAGUGGUGGCCCACUGAUUGUGCUUGAUGGCAUUUACCGCCAGGCGGGUGUUGUUUCCUUCGGUUAUGGCUGCGCUCGACCAAAUGCACCGGGAAUUUACACGCGUGUCAGUCGCUACCUGGAUUGGAUAGCGGCAAAUACGAGAAAUGCCUGUUAUUGUUCGAAAUAAAUAGGCGUAAAAGUUUUAAAAUAAUUUUCCUAUAAUAUUUAUUUAUUUUGCUAAAAUUUUUAUAAAAAAAUUAUUUACUUUGCAUUUUCAUAAAAUAUUUAUUAAAUUCACGCUAUUUAUUUUG
Molecule: messenger RNA, 2302 nt
Organism: Bactrocera dorsalis (oriental fruit fly)
Lineage: Eukaryota; Metazoa; Arthropoda; Insecta; Diptera; Tephritidae
Product: trypsin-1
Exons: 4
Coding region: 1003-2178 (391 amino acids)
Biological process (GO): proteolysis
Molecular function (GO): serine-type endopeptidase activity
Source: RefSeq, a predicted model, not a curated record